Molecule: messenger RNA, 2313 nt
Organism: Camellia sinensis
Lineage: Eukaryota; Viridiplantae; Streptophyta; Magnoliopsida; Ericales; Theaceae
Product: P-loop containing nucleoside triphosphate hydrolases superfamily protein
Molecular function (GO): RNA helicase activity; nucleic acid binding; ATP binding
Source: RefSeq, a predicted model, not a curated record
UAAAAGUAUAAUAAACACUUCAUAAAAACCCCGCGGAAAAGGGCGACAAUAGAAACCCUAGAAAAGUGCCAUCUUGUUCCUCCUUUGCUUCUUUUCUCUUCCACCCACCGCAACAAACCAGAGCAAGUGGCGGCCAUGGAAGAAAAAAACCCUAACACCAUGGUAGACGAUGAGGUGAAGAACGAUAAGCGCAAGCGAAGGAGAGAGAAGAAGAAGAAGCAGAGACCAGUCUCAGAAUCCGAUUCACCCAACAGCAAAACAGAAGAAGAAGAGCAAGAAGAGAACGGAGUAGCAUCUGGGAUUGAAGCUAAUGGAGAUGGAAAGAAGAAGAAGAAGAAGAAAAGGAAUAAGAAGUUGAAGAGAGAUGAAUCAACUGAGGAUAAUGAAGAAGAAGAGGAGGAGGAGGAGGAGGAGGAGGAGAAGAGUGAGGAAAAGAAAGUGAAGUUGAAGGUGAAUAGUGGGUCUGGGAUUAUGACUACAGAGAAGUUUGAGUCGUUGCCAAUCUCUGAACUCACUCUUAAUGCUAUCAAAGAUAUGAAAUUCCAAUGCCUCACUCAGAUCCAAGCCAGAUCUAUUCCGCCACUUUUGGAAGGCAAAGAUGUUCUUGGAGCUGCAAGGACAGGUUCUGGAAAGACCCUUGCUUUUCUGAUACCUGCUGUGGAGUUGUUACAUCAAAUCCGAUUUACUCCUCGCAAUGGAACGGGGGUAAUUGUCAUCUGCCCAACUAGGGAACUUGCCAUACAGACGCAUGCAGUGGCAAAGGACCUUCUUAAUCAUCAUUCACAGACUCUUGGCUUGGUUAUUGGUGGUGCAGCUCGCAGGGGAGAAGCAGAGCGUAUUGUGAAAGGAGUAAAUCUGUUAGUAGCAACCCCUGGCCGACUUCUUGACCACCUACAGAACACUAAGGGAUUUAUAUAUAAAAAUCUAAAGUGUCUCAUAAUUGAUGAAGCCGACAGGAUAUUGGAAGCAAACUUUGAAGAAGAAAUGAAGCAAAUUAUUAAGAUUCUGCCAAAGAAGAGGCAAACAGCUUUAUUCUCAGCUACCCAGACUAAGAAGGUUGAGGAUCUUGCUCGGUUAUCAUUUCAGACAACUCCUGUCUAUAUUGAUGUGGAUGAUGGGCGGAAGAAGGUCACUAAUGAAGGGCUGCAGCAAGGCUAUUGUGUUGUGCCAAGUGCCAAGAGAUUUAUUCUUUUGUAUUCCUUCUUGAAGAGGAAUCUCUCAAAGAAAGUGAUGGUUUUCUUCUCUUCAUGUAACUCAGUCAAGUUCCACUCUGAACUUCUCAGAUACAUUCAUGUAGAUUGCUUUGAUAUCCAUGGAAAGCAAAAGCAGCAGAAACGUACAUCCACUUUUUUUGACUUCUGCAAAGCAGAGAAGGGCAUCUUAUUAUGUACUGAUGUUGCUGCUCGUGGUCUUGAUAUUCCUGCAGUGGACUGGAUUCUGCAGUAUGAUCCCCCAGAUGAGCCCAAGGAAUAUAUUCAUAGGGUUGGUCGUACAGCCCGUGGGGAAGGUGCAAAAGGGAAUGCACUUCUUUUCUUGAUUCCAGAAGAAAUGCAGUUUCUACACUAUCUUAAGAAAGCAAAAGUGCCAGUGAAGGAGUAUGAAUAUGACUUAAAGAAGUUGGCCAAUGUGCAAUCUCACCUGGAAAAGUUGGUGGCCAACAACUAUUAUUUGAACAAGUCUGCUAAAGAUGCGUACAGAUCCUACAUAUUAGCCUAUAAUUCACAUUCCAUGAAGGACAUCUUUAACGUUCACCGCCUUGAUAUGCAGGCCGUUGCUGCUUCAUUCUGUUUUACUAGUCCUCCAAAGAUAAACCUAAACAUAGACAGUAGUGCAUCCAAGUUCAGGAAGAAACCGCGCAAGGUUGAAGGAAGCCGUCAUGGAUUUAGUGACAGCAACCCUUAUGGGAGACAAAAAGGAGGAGAUGAUACGCGGCAAUUUGUAAGGUAUUAGCAAAAUAUGAAUCAGCAAUAUGCGCAUAUGUUAUGCACCAAUUUUGCAAUGAGGUUUUGUAGUUCAAGAAAUGUUUCUUCUCAAGCAAAUAAUUUAUUCUUGUACAAGUUUUUCAUUUAUUUGUUAACUACUACUUUAAACUUAGUUCAUGUAAUUCAAAACUAGAAAAUCGAAGUGUGGCUUCAAUAGUGGCCAAUGUGCAAAAAGACAAAGUUACCUUUAUGGGGGCAUAUUUUUCAGAUGUCAAAGAAAUGGUUUUAGAUGUCAAGGAGCCGGCAUGAAAUUUGUUGUUGAUGAUCAUGAACUUAAACUCACGUCUCUUAUGAUUUCUAUUUUUAUGUGAUGAUAUUUUAGGUUUUGUCA